This is a messenger RNA of Drosophila obscura, 759 nucleotides long. RefSeq names its product acyl-coenzyme A thioesterase 13. The coding region runs from base 229 to 663 and encodes 144 amino acids. The transcript is spliced from 3 exons. Gene Ontology annotation, molecular function: fatty acyl-CoA hydrolase activity. The record is from RefSeq and is a predicted model, not a curated record. NCBI's taxonomy places the organism in Eukaryota, Metazoa, Arthropoda, Insecta, Diptera, Drosophilidae.
GAUUUGCGUUGCAGUUCGUGCUGUUUUUAAUAUAUAAUGUUCUUUGGGUCACAUAGCGACGUGUUGGCAUUUAUUUCCCGUGUAGUGGCUUAUCGCUUGUUAUUUGCUGCAACCUCAAAACGGAAAACUGCACUCGACGAGUAACAGUAACAUCACAUCGAAUCAAACGCUCGAAUCCAUUUGGACGCUCUCCGAUUGUCAUUUGAAGAACAGCCGUACAACACAGUCAUGGGCACCCGCAAGAAGGGUCUGGAAUUUGCCAAACAUAUUUCCGAGAUCAUUGCCAAAUCCACGGGAUUUGAGAGUCACUUGAAAAAGGUGAAGAUCAUCGGAGGCGGUGAUGGCACCUGUCAAGCGGAACUUAAAGUGGACUCCGAACACGUGAACCCCUUCGACGGUCUGCAUGGCGGUUACAUUGUCACCCUGGUGGACAUGAUAACCACAUAUGCCCUCAUGUCCAAGCCCUGCCAUCCGGGCGUCUCCGUGGACAUUAAUGUGAAUUAUCUGAACGGGGCUGGCCUGGGCGACGAGGUGCUAAUCGAGGCGAAUAUCUGCAAGAUUGGCAAGUACCUGGCCUUCAUCGAUUGCACGCUGCGCCACAAGAAGGAUAACACGCUGAUAGCCAAGGGCUCGCACAUGAAGUACGUAAAGACUAAGGAUUAAUGGGAUAUUAAUGUGCUUUAUUUUAUUACAUGUGUAGCAGUACAGUUACAUUUCAUUUGUUAGUUAAUUUUCAAUUAAAUUUGCUCUUUGCUCUUC